This is a messenger RNA of Nasonia vitripennis (jewel wasp), 1554 nucleotides long. RefSeq lists its product as uncharacterized. The transcript is spliced from 2 exons. The record is from RefSeq and is a predicted model, not a curated record. Gene Ontology annotation, cellular component: cytoplasm; nucleus. Lineage: Eukaryota; Metazoa; Arthropoda; Insecta; Hymenoptera; Pteromalidae. Gene Ontology annotation, molecular function: ubiquitin protein ligase binding. The coding region runs from base 231 to 1433 and encodes 400 amino acids. Gene Ontology annotation, biological process: regulation of proteolysis; proteasome-mediated ubiquitin-dependent protein catabolic process.
AAAUUCGAAAAACCCCCUACUCCGAUGGCGCAAAUAUGUAUAUUAUAGCUUAGUGGACCUUACAUUUCAAAAAUCUAGUCCACGCGUUAGUUAUAAAUCAAAAUCGAAGUAAGGAGGUCCCACAGACAAGUAGUCAUUUACUCUCGCGUACGAAUUUUUAAUUGCCACGACAAACUUCCGAGUUCUGCAACACAGUUUUAUUCAUUGACCAUAAAGCUGCAUAACACGUAAUGAACCCACCGAAGACGGAGGGGAAGGAGAAUGUCCCAUGUUGCCAGCGUGGUGAUGGCCAAACAUUUCCCACCUCGGUAGUGCUUUCCUCCUUCAGUGUGACUGAUAAUUAUAAAGAAAUUGACGACAUCAGGAUCUCCAAUAAGAAGAUCACAUUACUCCAAGAGCCGAACGAAUCUCUGUCAUUGAGUUGCCAAAUCCAUCACGAUGGUUUUGUUAAAACCGGAUCAUUGUACGUCUUUAAUCUACAAUUAUCAUUCGAUAACGCUCUCCAUCACAUACCGCAGUCUUACUGCUACGACAUAAGCCUGAUGGCAAUGGUAUCCAAGCGCGGCAUUGUUUUCCACGUGCCCUUGUCGACGGACAGGCUGAUUCGCAAGGAAAACAAAAUAUCUUCGUACGUAAACUUUUUCCUGAAUACCGACGACAUCGAUUCAAGCCGAGAUUAUCACAUGUGCUGCAGCAUUAAUCGUAUCAAUUUAGCGACAUCGAGUGCAGAUCCGGAAUUAACCCUCGGCGAGGCACUGCUGCAGCAACAGCACUGCGUCCUCCCCAACGUGCGUUUCCAGGUGGAUAACUACGAGUUGAACGCGCACCGCUCGGUUCUCGCGCAGUACAGCUCGGUAUUUUACGACAUGUUCUCGCGAAAAGAUUCCGCGGAGAGCCGCACCGGAGUGGUGGAGAUCCACGACUUCGAGGCACCGGAGAUGCGGGCGAUGCUGCACUACCUCUACACUGGUCGCACGAACGGCUUUAUCUCCGAGUUUCCGGUGAAGCUGAUGAAGGUGGCGCACGAGUACAAAAUCACCGGACUGAUUGCCAAGUGCCAGGAGGCCAUGAUGUUCCGGAUGAGACAGGACAACGUCGUCGAGUUCCUCGAGCUGGCGAAGUUGUGCGAAUUGGAAGAAUUGAAACGCAACGCCAUGGCCUUCAUCGCUAAGCACGAGGAGGAAAUGCUCAGAGAUCCGAGCUAUCUGGUUUUUCUGCAACGCGACUUGAGCGUCGACACUCUCGCCCACACGCUUAAGGCCAUCGCUAAGCACGGCGAGUUGUCGAGCAUUAAAGAUAAGACAUUUGAGUUCGCGAAGGAAAACCGCGCGGAGUUAGCGGAAAACGAGGAUUAUUUAGGUCUGUUCGAGUCUCAUCCGCGGUUCAUGAAGGAAAUGUUUGUUUACAUGAAUCGUAAACGAGCGAAUAAAUGAUGUAUCUGAUGAAUCUAUUGCUGGAAUUUUAUUACUUGAAUAUUAACUCUUAUUGCGUUACUUUUGUACAGGUUCUCUUUCUUCUAUGAUUAGGCGAUUUGAAUAAAAGUUUUACAUUGCA